Messenger RNA from Dichomitus squalens LYAD-421 SS1, 582 nucleotides. RefSeq lists its product as uncharacterized. The record is from RefSeq and is a predicted model, not a curated record. Bases 1 to 582 code for a protein of 193 amino acids. NCBI's taxonomy places the organism in Eukaryota, Fungi, Basidiomycota, Agaricomycetes, Polyporales, Polyporaceae. The transcript has 4 exons.
AUGAAGCUUUCCAGCUCUCCUCUUCUCCUUGCCACCUUUGCGGCCACCACAGCCGGGGUCUCUGCUGCGCUCGUCGCCUUCGUCGGCCCCGUCCAAUGUGCGAGCGAGAUCGUCUCGCACGAGGGCUUCAUCGGCGCAGACAACAACGUCAAGUUCUCGGCAUCGCAUUGCAACGAUCUCACUCGCGUUACUGCGAACGGCCUCGAACUCUCCAGGCGCCAGAACAGCAGCGAUGUCUGCGGCGCCGCGUGUGAUACUUCCUGCUUCCCGGGCAGUAGUGGCGGCCCGAACCAGGCCGACUGCAAUGUCAUCGCGGAUGCCCUCCUUUACGACAAUCAAAACAUCGGUCCGCUGUUCAACAUCACGGCGUCUGGGACCGCGACGGACAAGAUCACGAUGCAAUACAAGUCGUGUCUGACCUUCUUUCUGAACCAAGACUCUUCCGACCUCGAGUACUGCCGUGAUGAUUGGUCCUCGCUCGUCACUUGGCUGUCCUCUGACUGCGAUGCCGCGAACAACGCUCACGGUGGUCUCUGCGUUCCCACCGACCAGAGGUGGUUCGUUCAGUACGUGUUGAGAUAG